Messenger RNA from Linepithema humile (Argentine ant), 1049 nucleotides. Its product is annotated as mitochondrial import inner membrane translocase subunit Tim17-B. Gene Ontology annotation, cellular component: mitochondrial inner membrane; TIM23 mitochondrial import inner membrane translocase complex. Gene Ontology annotation, molecular function: transmembrane protein transporter activity. The record is from RefSeq and is a predicted model, not a curated record. Gene Ontology annotation, biological process: protein import into mitochondrial matrix. Lineage: Eukaryota; Metazoa; Arthropoda; Insecta; Hymenoptera; Formicidae.
UUAAGAGGCCGCUGAGGAACUGUUAAGGUUAUGUUUGUCGAAGAUGUCAUGCUACCUCUUUUGCUUAUUUAGGGGUUAAAGUGUCGUGUUUGAGAUUUUCUGCAGCUAGAUUGAAGCCUUGUGUUGAAAGAAUUAUACGAUUCCUAAAAUAUGGAAGAAUAUGCAAGAGAACCCUGUCCCUGGCGGAUAGUGGAUGACUGUGGAGGUGCCUUUACAAUGGGUGUCAUAGGUGGGGCAAUCUUUCAAAGUAUCAAAGGCUUUCGCAAUGCACCAAGUGGAUGGAGACAGCGUUUUACGGGCAGUGUUGUAGCAAUCAGACAACGAGCACCUAUUAUUGCUGGAAAUUUCGCAGUAUGGGGUGGAAUGUUUUCCACAAUCGAUUGCACGUUAGUCCACUUUAGGGGAGGAAAGGAAGAUCCUUAUAAUUCCAUUAUUAGUGGAGCAGCAACUGGUGGAAUUUUAGCAGCAAGAAAUGGUCUACCGGCGAUGGUAGGCAGUGCAAUUAUUGGUGGAGUACUCUUGGCUUUGAUAGAAGGUAUAGGAAUUUGCUUCACACGCCUUUCUGCUGAACAGUUCAAACCUCCAUCAUUGGUUGAAGAUCCAUCACAACUGGGCGCAUCACCACAGGGCUAUCCUUCAUAAUAUUCAAUCAAAUUGUUUAGAUUUAUUUGAAAUUAGAAUGAAAUAUUCAAGUAACAAUAGUAUAGAAAACUUUGCACUAAAAUUCUCUUUUAGCUGUUAAAUUUGUUGCAGAUUAGAGAUUUUAGAUUUAUGGUGAAAUAAUAUAGUUUUAUUAUUUGCCACUGUGUUACUUUAAAUCUUCUAAUUACAAUGCCAAACAUUAUACUUUUUAAGGAUAUAUUCUGUAAAUACUUAUAAAAUGCUAGUGAUAAAAAUGAAUACAAAGAUGUCACAUACAACUAUACAAUAUGUCUUAGUGUAUCAAUUAAUUUAUUGACACUACAUUCUUAUACAAUAUAUAAAUUCUAAGUAUUUUGUUUUAUUCGUAACAUUAAUGUAAUGCAAUCACAGUAACAAGGCAGUUUACA